This is a messenger RNA of Chenopodium quinoa (quinoa), 932 nucleotides long. Its product is annotated as receptor-like protein 2. Gene Ontology annotation, molecular function: protein binding. The record is from RefSeq and is a predicted model, not a curated record. Bases 16 to 924 code for a protein of 302 amino acids. The transcript has a single exon. NCBI's taxonomy places the organism in Eukaryota, Viridiplantae, Streptophyta, Magnoliopsida, Caryophyllales, Amaranthaceae.
UGUAACAAUAACUCUAUGUUAUCUUUCUUGGAUAUCAGUAACAAUGACUUGAAAGGUCAAAUUCCUGAUGCAAUUGGUAAUCUCACUAACCUAGAAGUUCUACUCCUGAGAGGGAAUCAUUUUCACGGUCAAGUUCCCUUCCAAUUGUGCAACUUAUUGCAUUUGAGUUUAUUGGAUCUUUCUUCCAAUAACUUAUAUGGCCCUAUUCCCAGUUGCCUAUCUCAAAUACCUGCUACGGGUGGCAUCCAUGAAAGCAAUAUUAUUGGUGCUAUUGGUAUGGACUUUGGGUUAAUAAAUGAAGGCAUAGUGGGUGACUUGAUUGACGCGAAAUUACGAUCAGCUCACAAUGCUUUUUACAACAAGGCAGAGUUUGUGACAAAGAACAUGGCUUAUAAUUAUGAAGGUAGAGUCCUUCAUUACAUGUCUGGUAUAGAUCUCUCUUGCAACAAAUUAAUAGGCCACAUACCACAUGAGCUUGGUAAUUUGAGUAACAUCCAGGCAUUGAAUUUAUCACAUAACAAAUUAUGGGGUGUCAUUCCAUCAGAUUUUUCAAACUUGAAGAGCAUCGAGAGUGUAGAUUUAUCCUACAAUCGCUUGAAUGGUAGAAUUCCAGCUGAAUUUUCAAAUCUGAAUACUCUUGAGGUCUUUAAUGUCAGCUACAACAACCUAUCAGGAAGGAUCCCAUUUGAUGCUCAGUCAUCAACCUUUGAUGCCAGCAGUUACCAAGGCAAUCCAUUUCUUUGUGGACUUCCUUUACCCAUCAACUGCACUUCAGGUGAAUCGCCCUCCACAAGUAAAGGUGAAUCCCAAGGUGAAGACAGUGACUGGAUUGACAUGAAAACUUUUUAUAUCACCUUCGCGGUAUCUGGUAUGACUAUGUUUCUUGCGGUUGUGAUAAUUAUGUUGAUUAAUUCUCAUUGGUAGAAUGCAUG